Molecule: messenger RNA, 3796 nt
Organism: Poecilia latipinna (sailfin molly)
Lineage: Eukaryota; Metazoa; Chordata; Actinopteri; Cyprinodontiformes; Poeciliidae
Gene: ushbp1
Product: Usher syndrome 1C binding protein 1
Exons: 14
Coding region: 163-2283 (706 amino acids)
Source: RefSeq, a predicted model, not a curated record
UAGACAGACAUGCAGCAGGACAGCAAUCUGCUGCUUUCACUCAGGGACUGACCUCUGGCCUCUUACUGCACAAAACAGCAGGACCAACAAGAAAAUCUCCACGUUUUUGUUUUUUCAAAUGUUAAGGAUUGUUAUACUCUGGAGAUAUCAAAAACAAGAAAGAUGGAGGAUUCCAAAAGAAGCAGAUGUAACAGCCUUGAUACCAGCUCCCUGUUUAACAAGGAUGUGCUGAGCCAUGGUGACUUUGUGACCUUUGACCCUAAAGCCUCUGAGCCUCUGAUUGGCCAUGAGCCCACACCAGCAGAGGUGGCUCAGUGCGAAGCAGAAGUAAGCACCCUGCUCAGCAUCAUCGCUGAUUUAAACAAGAAGAUGGGAUCGCUAAAGGCUCCGAGGGUUGACUCUUCCAGUGAUCCAGGAGACACGAGACCGCCACGUCCGUCCAGACCUCUGGUUCCCCCGGACCUUCUGUCUCACCGGCUGCUCAGAAGCAGCCCAGAGAGCAGCUCUGCUUCUGCCGCCGCAUCCAAACAUCCAGCAACCAGCCAAGGGGGCGGUGGUGUCGUCUGGACACAACUGCAGGAGGUUUUAUCAUCGGUGGAGGACUCCAUCAGCUUCAGAAGGACGUGGGCUGCUCCAAUCACAGCCUCCGACCAGAACAAGGACACGGAGCACCUGAGAGCUGCUCAGGAGAACUGGACCAAAGCCACACAGAUGCUGGAGGAAAUAGAGAGAGAUUUUGGGAUUUCAUGUUCUGUGGGAAUGCCGAAGGAGCAGCACCUGGACGACUUCUUGGAUCUGGAAAAACACGAGUCUGUUCUCAGGAACAACAUGCCGAGUCACAAUGAUGAGCUGCAGAGAGCUCCAAGUAACAUUUUCUCACUGGAAGACGAGAAAAACAAGGUGCUCCACCUGGCUGGUCUCCACAAGGCCUGGAGGUCUGACAGGUUUUCUCCUUCAUACCGGCCUCCUUCAGGAGCUCUCAGUCCCGACCGACCGCCUCCUUCCUACCCUGGUUCACCUUUACUCCACAGAAGGACGUCCAGAGCUGCGACUCCUCUGUCUUUGGGUGGGGACGGGACUCCGCUGGGCUGCGUGACCCCGAGCAGUCCCUGCCCCAGCCCCGUCAGCCUGGAGUCAGAGACCGACAGACUGAACAGAUGCAUUGAGAGGCUGAAGGCCAGAAACGAGCGUCUGACUGUGGCUCUGGAGCGAAGGAAGGUGGAUUCGGAGCAGAUCAGUCUAAAACUGUGUCGACUGGAGUCUGACUGCUCUGCCCUGCAGAUGGCUCUUAGAUACAGUGAGGAGUGUGAGGAGGCCUAUGGGGAGCUGCUGUUUCUUUAUGAAGCCAAGCUGCAGCAAUGCCCCCCUCUGCAGAUACACUCAGCAGAGCCAGUGUGUGACAUGCAGCAAUCAGCUCAGAACCCGGAGAUGGGAACUGAGGAGUUAUCCACCUCUUUCUGCACAGCUGGAGUCACAGAGGAAACCCAGAGUCACACGAGGCACAGAACUCCAGAUCCAGCAGACCGGGAAGCAAUUCUCCGACAACAAAUCGAGCGACUGAAAAGGGAAAGGGCAGCCAUUUGCCCAGCAAAGCCAGGUCCAGGAGCCGAGGUCAGACUGAGCUCAGAAACCGGUCAAGCGGUUGGUACCAGAUGGGGCCACAUGAUGAAGGACAACAGCAAACCUCCUGAGAGCAAGAGGGAGAAAGCAUCGCUGUUUUAUGAGCUGAUCUCAGUCAGGGAGGAGAUGUCAGAUCUUCGAGCUUUAAUCCGUCUGAAGGAGAAGGAGCUGCGAUGUCUUGAAUGGGGCUUAAUGGGACAGAAGUCUCAGGAAGCAGCUGGAGUUUUCAUUCCAGAAAACCUCAGAGACGAGGCGGAAGAUCGGAAGACCGAACAGAGGUUUGGUGAAAACGCUGCCAAACCUGUUAAUGACGGUGAAAUCACGAGUUCUCUGACCCGACCCAUUCUGAAAGAGCUGCAGGCUGUCCUACAGAGGGAACAAGCCCUGAAGAGGAGGCUGGCCAUGGUCCACGACUCGCUGAACUCGGCUCUCGCAGACGGCGCCCCCCACAGGAAGGACAACGCAGAGCAGAUCGCUCGACUCACACAGGCGCACAGUAAAGCUCUGAGUUCCUACAGGCAGAUUCGCAGGAAGUAUCGGGAGCAGGUGUGGCGGCUGGAGCAGAAGGUUGCAGCCAUGAUGGAGAGUCAACACAGCCAGAGCGAAGCAGCCAAAGCUGCAGAGGAAGGAGCAGAGUGGAGGAAGGAAGAGACGAUUUUAUAAAACAAAGGUAGAUCCGUCACAGCUAGAAGCUGUCCACAUCAGCCUCAUGUGCAAAUCUGAUGUAUAAAUUAUGUUUUUUUAAAACAAUUAUUCUUAUAUUCUGCAUAUGUAAAUAGUUGUGGCACUUUUAUUAUUACUGGCAAAACUACAGGAAGUCAACAUUCAAAUAAAUUAAUCAUUUAUUGCAAAUAUUUAUUAUAAAUCAGGGGAGUUAAACUCACUUGUCUCUAAUGAGCCAUUUCUGUGGUGAUUUUCCAACCAUCCUGCUAAAAGGACCCAAUCACAACCAAUUUUUCGUUUGAAGUCUACGAGAUUUUAAUUUGAAAACUUCAGGCCUAGCCAUUUGGUAGAGAAACUGUCCCACAGCAUGAUGAUGCUUCACAUUAUAUGCAAUAUUUUUCUGCAUAAUACCGGUUUCAAAUGAUUAGAAACUCCACAUGUUUAUGUUCAAGAUGGUAGGACAGAAAAGGCUUUCAAUUGGCAUCAGAAUCAUAGAUAUUGGUCAAAAUGUUUUCCACUAACUAAUUUGAUUCUGGUUUCAAGUGCUCACAGUUUGCAAACAUUAAGUUUAAAUAUGUAUGCUUUAAUAAAGAAUAAAAUAAACUCUAUUCAUAUGUAUAUGUAUGUACACUAUAUAUUAUACAUAAAGAAAAUAAAAAAGAUUGUUGUACAGUGCAAGAAUGAUUAUUUUGUGUCACAUCUAAUCUAAGUACAAGUCUGUAUUUAGUGGAAACUGCAGCCUAUUAUAGAGCAUAUCUGUAAAUACCUGAAUCCUAACACGUGUGAGCGUGUGCUAAACUGCUUAAUUAUCGCACAGAUACUUUUACAUUGCUAUUACCCGACCUGAAGAAUAACGUAUAUCAAAAGUUAACUGAAUGGCAUCUUUUCUUGACUUUCCUAUUUUGAAGAGUGUCUUAGAAAACUGAGUUUCUCUUUAAAAUCAUAUAAAUAUCCCAAAAGAGAGACUUAGUCACUUAAUUCAAUGUAAAAAAGUAAAAUUUACUUGAACAACAAAGUCCUGGUAUUGAUGAUUUUGAUUCAUUCAUUUAAGAAACUUUUACUUGAAAUGUAGUCAAAUAAUUAUGCUCCUUCAAUAAAAGGAGAAUUUAGCUUUUUUUAAAAAUCUUUUCUAACCAGUAGCAGUUGUACCAUCUGUCUUUUAGAGCCUAUGUAGAAAAUUAAACAGCAGCACAACAAAGGGAGAUGACCGUUUGAAAUGGCAAAACUCAAACAUAAGACACAAUCCUCUUUUUAAAUAAAACUGUCAUGCAGUUUAAAUAAAGAAUGAACCGUCAGAUGAUUUGAGGUAGGUGACAGCGGACAUGUUCGUUUUCCCAUAAAAACCUUCCUUCCAACGGCGCCAGGGGGUGGGGCCCGCAACAAUGGCUGAUCUUCACACGAAAUGUUACGCCAAGCCCAUUUGUCUUCUUUGCACCUCCGUGGUCUCACGUUCUUUGCCUUUCACGCUUGACAGUUCAGUUAAAAGGUCAACUCAACCAAACUGCAAAAAAAA